GUUGCCGUUGUGGUCCUUAUUGUUGUUGCUAUUUGCCUUAACACACCUGCUUUCUCGUCAAAUCGCCACCUACACUUUGCCCGCCCCCAACCGACCCCAUCGAGCCUCUACUGACGAACAAUGGCACAGGCAUCGAAUCGUGAAGACGAGACACAGUCGUUAACAGCAAGUGUGACGGACUAUCCUAUGGAACAUGGAAGAAGAUACCAUAAAUAUCAUGAAGGCUCAUACUUGUACCCGAACGAUGAACAGGAACUGGAUCGAAUGGAUAUGCAACACCACAUGCUCAGGCUAGUCAACCACGGGCGCUUGUACUUCGCACCUGUCCAACGCCCAAAACGGAUCCUCGACAUUGGUACUGGUUCUGGUAUAUGGCCUAUCGAGAUUGCAUCCGACUUCCCAGAAGCCGAGAUCACAGGAACCGACCUGUCUCCUGUUCAGCCGCUUGAAGUCCCCGAGAAUGUUCACUUCCUUGUCGACGACGCCACGGAGGAGGACUGGCUGUGGGACCCGGAUCACUUCGACUUCAUCCACACGGGACAUCUGAUAGGAUCUCUACCGUCGUAUAAGGACCUGCUGAAGAAAGCACACAAGCACCUUAAGCCGGGCGGCUAUGUGGAAUGCCACGAGUUCGACUCCCGACUCAAAUGUGAUGACGGUACGAUGCCUCCUGAGGACCCUGACAAGUUCAGCGACUAUGCUCUCCAAGAUCUCAUGGACCUGCACCACCGCGCUGGCCAGGUCUCGGACCCGCCCCGACAGUUCCGAGUGGCCCAUCGCCUCGCACGCUGGAUGCGAGAAGUUGGAUUCGAAGACGUGCAGGAACAUCGGUCCAUGGUCCCUGUGAAUCCAUGGUCAUCCGAUCCACACCUGAUGAAGAUCGGGGCCUGGAGCGAGACAAACCUGCUGGAAGCGGUCGCGGGAUGGUCAUACAAGCCGCUCGCCAUACUGGGGUGGUCGAAGCCCGAGAUCGAAGUAUUCCUGGUCGAUGUUCGGAAAAGCAUCCAGAACCGCAACGUCCACGCCUACUUCGAGUUCUAUGCGGUGACAGGCAGAAAACCACUCGCUGGCUGAGUAGGUUCUGGUCUGCCUUCACUAAUCUUAGCGGCAUGACUCCUCACAUAUCCUCGGCUUACUUCUCUUUUUGUGGCAUAUUGUUUUCUUUUUACUCCUUCGUUUUCUUGUAUUAGCUGGCGCUGGCUGACGAGCGUAUGGCAUACGAUACCACUGCGGCAGAGAGUUUGGUGCAUUGGGAGGCGUGUCUUGGUCAAUUCACUACUUGGAAAUAUAUUGACAUUUAUUUGUCAUAUUCUCACCUAUUAUUAGUGCUUUGUGCAGUAUCCGACUGUAGGAGAAGACAGUGUU
Aspergillus aculeatus ATCC 16872 is the source of this 1365-nucleotide messenger RNA. RefSeq names its product class I SAM-dependent methyltransferase. The transcript is spliced from 4 exons. The coding region runs from base 121 to 1074 and encodes 317 amino acids. The record is from RefSeq and is a predicted model, not a curated record. NCBI's taxonomy places the organism in Eukaryota, Fungi, Ascomycota, Eurotiomycetes, Eurotiales, Aspergillaceae. Gene Ontology annotation, molecular function: methyltransferase activity.